GAGGAUAACCUUGUAACUCAUAACUGCAUCAGUACAGAACAAAAACAGGUUUACCAAACUGACCUAAGGGAAGGGAGGUGGAGUAUUAUUACACAGCUAAAAUGGAGGUCCGAUACUGCAAACCCCCCCCCCGUGCAGCUGGGGGACUCCUUGUAAGAGGAGCUUCUGUUGGCCUCACAAUGACAGCCCUGUCAUCUGGCCCCUCCCCAUCUACGCGUCGCCCAUCCGAGCUCCGCUGAGCUCGUUCGGCCUCCAUCUCAUCAGGCAUCUGCGUGGAGCACCGAUGGGGGGCACAGAGCACAUUGUCCAGCGUGCCGCCUGUACAAUGACCCCCCUGUCAGUGGCUGGGCUCUCCUUACCUCUACUGCCUCCUACUUGCUGCCAGGACCCUCACAGCACCAUUAUGGAAGGGAGAAUAACUAAAUAAAAGUUACCUACUAUGGCAAAAUAACGAUAAACGUUAUUAUUCUGAUUUUGAUGUGCAGUGUCUCAAUAGACAGCAGUGUUGCUUCACACUUCCACGGUUAGGGGUUCAAAUCCCACAUCUGCUUUGUGUUCAUGGAGUUUGCAUAUUUUCCCGGCGGGUUUCCUCCUGCAGCACAAAGAUAGUCUGGCAAGUUUCUGUCUCUAAGGUGUUGAUGGCAUAUGCUUACGUGUGCAUGUGUAUGACCUGAGAUGGACUGGCAUCCUGCUCAGGGUGUAACGCAGACAUAGGCUCCAUUCCCCUGUGACCCAACUUGGGAUAAGUGCUCGGAAGAGAAAUGGAUGAAUAUAUCGAGCUUUCCUUGGAAUGACCUUUAACUAUCACCUUCAGCUGGACAUGCUAGUUUCACUUUUUCCUUGGUGUGGCUUAAUCACGUUUAUGACAGACAAAUGGCUCACUUAUUCAUCCUUGUAAUGAUUUACUGUUUUCUCAGAAUGACCAAGGUCUCCGUAUUCCAGUUCAUACACAUCACAUUUUAUGGUAUGCUCUGUAAAACAUGACCAAUGCCUAAAUUCUUACUUAAGGGUUUAUAUAUGUUUAUAUACAUAUAUGCAGUUUUACAACUGCGUUCAGACUGAAUUAUUCUGUCCUUUGUUUAUUCACACAUUAUGAUGUACAUUUUAACGGUUAUGUUUACAUUGCGUUGUGACCUUGACCGAGAUUAGAAGUCGAAAGAUGGAUAGUUUUUGUUGAAAAAUAAUAAAACGUGCAAAAAUUAGUCAAUGCAACAAACAGAGUCUUGUAAAUCUGUAAUAGCCUAGGUUUCGCACUAUCCGAUUACGUCAGUUCUAGGUCCCCAUUCCGACUCUGUCCUGGAUAAGUGGUUUAGUGAUGGAACGAUAGCAUUGCCAGUCUGAAUAAAUUUGCAGUGUUUUGCUGCCGCCUGGCGUUUAAGUCUCAGGGAAAACUAUCCACAGGGAAAACAUUGGGUAGUUCACAAACCGCCGUGUGAGACGCUUACGUUUAAAAGGAUCAAAAUCUUGGAUAUGUAUUUACCGUUCACUACCAGACUUUAGGUAUAGGUUAGUGUGUUGUCUUCUUCCGUAGUUAUAUGUGUUAUACCGAAACUGAUAAUUCGUAUAGAUACAGUCAUUUUAAGUUUAUGUAUUAAACAGGAACCUCGUAACUUUGGCGUGCGGUUUCCAGGGGAGCACUAAAAAUGUGACACUCCGUGCGUAAGAAGUUCGUGGGUUGAUCGGUGAAAAACAUGAGCCUCAGAUAAGAGGAAUGUGGGAUUUUAUUCAGUUAUUUUGCAGGCCAGAUGCAUUGAAUAUUAUGGAUUCAAGAGCUUGAACCAUACUCUUUGAUAAACGCUUGACGACUCAGGAACGUCUAAGAUUAACGAAUAACUGAAUAAGUGAGUAAGAUAAGUGUCGCCAUGGAGAGCCUGGAGGUUAAGUUCGAUGCUCUAUCUUUGGCCCGGCGCCUGCAGUCCAGCAAGCCCAGCUACGUGCUGGACGUGGCCCUUCAGACAGGACCUCCUUCUGGGGACAGACUGAUGGCUGUUUGCUACUCGAAUCGGUUGGUCCAGCUCCACAAUCUGCACAACCUGGGUCAGCUGCGAGAGUUUCAGGGUCACACGGGUGCCAUUUGUGGGGUGCGUUUCUCCCCCACCUCACCCAGCCUCCUGUUUUCCGGCUCUGUUGAUGGAACAAUCCGGGCCUGGGAUGUACGCUCGCCCACCUGUCAGGCCGUGCAGGUGUUCAGCAGCUCACAGUCGUAUCCUGUGUGCAGCUUUGACAUCAGUUGUGGCGGCGUAGUUCUGUGUGGUGGCACGGAGCAGCAGGAUGAGGACAGCUUCCUGUUGUUUUGGGAUGCACGUGUGGUGAAGGGUGCAGAUGGCGGUGGUGUUCUGGGUGUGUACUCAGAGUCCCACAGUGAUGAUGUCACACAGGUGUGCUUCCACCCCCGCGAUCCCGACCGCUUGGCCUCGGGUUCCACCGAUGGCCUGGUCAAUGUGUUCGACUUGAGCUGUGCCUCAGAAGAGGAGGCGCUCCUGGCCACCUGUAACUCUGGCUCCUCUGUCAGUUCUGUGUCCUGGGCGGGCCAUGACUAUGGCCGUCUGCUGUGCUUGAGUCAUGAUGAGGGCCUCUACCUGUGGGACCUUAGCCAGCUGGACACGGAGGAGCCCUUGACCGUGCUGAACCUCCCUGACGCCCGCAGUUCCGCCCCUCUCUCCAUCCAGGCCUCCCUGGAUUACUUUGUGGGUGGGGCCUGGGUGGAAGGUAUGGAGAAACUGCUGGUGCUGGGUGGGACCCGCCGUGGGGAGGUCCACCUGCUGCACUGUGCCGACCAAGGCCUGGAGCUACUGAAAUCUCUUCAAGGUGGCCAUUCUUGCACUGUGCGCUGCUUUGCAUGGGAUCCUGUCGGGAACUCUCUAAUCACUGGAGGGGAGGACUCCCAGCUGCUGCAGUGGAAGCCUGGGGCAGAGGAGUCUUCGCCACAGGGGAGGAGCACCCUGAAGAGCCUGUCUGGCCUACAGAUCAAAGCCAGACCCCACUCAAAUAACAGGAGCAGGAAAGGCGGCCAUUUAAAGAAGGGAGCUGGGAGUGUGUGCAGUCCUCCAGACACAUGAGGUUGCUAUGGUACAGCUGCUCUUUUGGAACAGUGAGGAAGGGGGGGUCCCUGAAUGUGGGAGGGGGCAUGACGAUGUGAUGCACACAAGUAGGGUACUUUACCUCAGUGGUUUUGAACUUAAACGGGGGUCAUGUUUACAGAACAUAGUGCCUCCCACUGGAGGAGAAAUGGACAGAGAAAGUGGCAUUUGUCUUAUCAUCACUCCAUAGUGUCAUGUGAUAUGUAUCAUGUGAUAUGUCAUGUGUUAUGUGAUACUGCAGGGUUCCCACCCUCCUGGACUGGAGCUUUUAGAUGUCAUGGGACAGCUGGCCUCUCUGUGCCUUGUGUCAGCAUGUUGGGGUUGUAGAACCCUGAAAAAUUAGCAUGUUGUUUCAGACCAGCUUUUAACACCCUAGCAUCUUUUUAAAAUCAACUAAAAUCUUUUAAAUUGUCGUAUUUGUCAAUGUGCUCUUUCAUAUUCUGUUUUUAAAGUUCUGGCUUUUUGCCCUUUGUUCUGAAAACUCCAACUUGCUUUGCACAGGUUGAGGUAGGUGACCUUGGUUUGACCCCUGUGGAUAGAUGGGGCCAUCAGCUGUGUAGGGCCAGGAAGCUGGUCAUAUUUCACACCGGGAAGGUGACGCUAAUUAGCCAAUAACCCCUGGCAGACUGUGUGUGCCGGCACUGCUAUUCUCUGCUUGCAGGCUGAAAUAUGCUCUUAUGGGGUUUACAUCUGGGGGUUACCAUUUGUCCUGUGCAGACAUUACAGUGGUUGGGUUAUGGGAGGGCUGACAUUUAUCUUCUCAUUUGAAUAAAAAUAUGUCUUGAA
Molecule: messenger RNA, 3866 nt
Organism: Paramormyrops kingsleyae
Lineage: Eukaryota; Metazoa; Chordata; Actinopteri; Osteoglossiformes; Mormyridae
Gene: wdr89
Product: WD repeat domain 89
Molecular function (GO): protein binding
Source: RefSeq, a predicted model, not a curated record